AUGGCUACAAUCACGGACCCAGCUCACAAAGAUUGGGAUCAGAAGAUCAAGGAGGUAGAAAGUUACCUAAAUACUGCUUACAAUGCCUCAACAGGGACUAGCCCUUUCAAGCUCUUGCAUGGAUAUCAACCAAGGAUGCAGGAUGGUAUCCUCAGAUGGCUGAACACUGAGAAUAACGAGUGGGUCUGCCCGGAGCAACUUCAAGAGAUGGCUCAAAAGGACAUAGCGAGCCAGCAAGCAAGGUCGAAGCAGUACUUCGACAAGCGUCACUUCACAGCGGACAAGUUGAGUGUUGGAGACAUAGCGGUAAUGAGCUGCGUUCCAGAGCACACUGGUGCCCCAACAAAAACCCAGAAGAAGUUCAGAGGUCCACUCACUGUGAUAGAAGUACUUCCAGCAGACACCUACAGAGUGACCGAGAUGAACGGAAGGAAAAGGGUGUACUCGGCAACUGCCCACAUCAGCCAACUGAAGAGAUGGGGUGGAAGAUGCCAGGAACAGUUCGACCAGUCAAGCUCCGACGAGGAAGAAGGCGUGCCGAGACGUAGCACACGUGUGUCCAAAAGGCCUGCGUAUCUUCGAGACUACACCACAUGA
This is a messenger RNA of Dermacentor silvarum, 597 nucleotides long. RefSeq lists its product as uncharacterized. Gene Ontology annotation, molecular function: nucleic acid binding. Lineage: Eukaryota; Metazoa; Arthropoda; Arachnida; Ixodida; Ixodidae. Bases 1 to 597 code for a protein of 198 amino acids. The transcript has a single exon. The record is from RefSeq and is a predicted model, not a curated record.